AUACUUCAUAACUAGAGCAUAGUGGCGACGAGAGCAGUGAAGAGUUGUUGUCGAAGAGGGAGGAGGACGGCAGAGAGUAGAGAGGAGGGAAAGCAAGAGUGGGGGAAAAAUACAAUUUAGAUAGGAGGAAAUACAAAAUUAAUCAUGGCAUCGGGGGAUACCCUGUACAUAGAGACGGACGGGUCAGAAAUGCCAGCCGAAAUAGUGGAACUGCACGAAAUCGAAGUGGAGACAAUCGAGACAACAGUUGUUGGAGACGACGGAGAGCACCAGCCGAUGAUCGCCUUACAGCCGCUCGACACGGACGAUCCAAACUCCAUCCACCCGCACCAAGAGGUGAUUCUGGUGCAGACAAGAGAGGAGGUUGUGGGCGAGGAUGACUCCGAGCUGCACACAGACGACGGCUUCGAGGACCAGAUCCUCAUCCCGGUGCCCGCCGUGGAGGAGGACUACAUCGAACAGACUCUGGUUACUGUUGCGGGGAAAAGCUCGUCGACGGGCCGGAUGAAGAGAGCUGGAAGCGGGAAGAAAGCGGGCAAAAAGAGCUACAUGAGCUCAGGAGAAAUGGGCAGAAAGUGGGAACAGAAACAAGUCCAGAUAAAGACUCUGGAGGGGGAGUUUUCCGUCACUAUGUGGGCAUCGGAUGACAAGAAAGACAUAGACCACGAAGAGCAAAUCACGGGUGAAAACUCGCCUCCAGAUUAUUCAGAGUACAUGACGGGGAAGAAGCUUCCUCCAGGAGGCAUCCCAGGAAUCGACCUGUCAGACCCCAAACAGCUGGCAGAGUUUGCACGAAUGAAACCAAGAAAAGUAAAAGAAGACGACGCACCCAGGACGAUAGCCUGUCCACACAAAGGAUGUACCAAGAUGUUCAGGGACAACUCAGCAAUGAGAAAGCACUUGCACACCCACGGGCCUCGCGUGCACGUUUGCGCAGAGUGUGGAAAAGCCUUUGUGGAGAGUUCAAAACUGAAGAGGCAUCAACUCGUACACACAGGAGAGAAACCUUUCCAGUGCACAUUUGAGGGCUGUGGCAAGCGGUUCUCUCUGGACUUUAACUUGCGCACACACGUGCGUAUUCACACUGGAGACCGCCCGUAUGUGUGCCCCUUUGAUGGCUGCAACAAGAAAUUCGCUCAGUCAACCAACCUGAAGUCUCACAUCCUCACACACGCAAAAGCUAAAAACAACCAGUGAAUCAACCCCCGAACCAGGUGAACAACAACAACAACAACAACAACAAUGUUGAGCAUACACUGGAGGAUUUGAGCUGUAUCUCCGCUCCUUGACAGACAAUUAAUGUCCCGUGGCCUGCUUUGUUGUGAGAUAAGAAGUCCCCGUUGUAUCGUCUCUAGAAAAAAAGGUUUAAACAGAGAAAUUACCUUUUCACAGACUUUCCGAUAUGUAUGGAGGUUUGAACAAGAAACUCGUGAGAACCCCGACCCCCUCAGGCCUCCUACUGUACCCUACUUUGGCGCUACCUGAAUGGAACAAUUUACGGUUUCUUCUUGUGAAGAUGUUAAUUCAUGGUUCUGCACCUACAAACUUAUUUAUACCUUAACACAGCCAGAUAAAAAAAUGUUUUUGCAAUAGAAGUCAAAUUUGCAUCGAUCCUCAGCAACGACACCUUUUCAAUUUUGUACUCUCCCCAAGUGUGCAUAUUGUACACUGUUUGACAUAAGCUCUGUGGUAAUGUAUGUAGUAAGAAAGUCCCUGUAGCCCCUGUAUGAAGAGAUUUCACAGUUCCUCCCCCUUUCCCCUUCAUGUGAGUGUGUUUCGAGGGGGAAUUGGGUGGUCUUUGCAUAUUUUCAUUUUGUACAACGCAAUAUCACAAUUAUGUAGAUAAUAGCCAUGUGAUUUUCAAUAGUGAUCAACAAUUAAAAUGUUUUUUUCCCCUUGCACUACCCAAAACAAAAAAAAAGUGUCAUUUGUCUUAACAAUGAAAACUUGUCUUAAAAUAUUAUAAACAUAACGUGUGUUACGUUUAUAAUGUUAUUCAGGUGUUUUAGUAGCAACGCCAUAAACAAGUCUAAUCCUGUGGCUGCUCUGUAGACCUUGAAUAAUGGAGCAAUUCAGGUUACUGCAGCAUUGACGACAAUGUAAAUAUGGUUUUAAAAGUUAAUUUUUCUCUUGAAAAUCAAUAAGCAUUUUUGCAGCUAAAUAAUGAAUGUGUCACUGCUAUUUCAGAUUGCCUCCAGCAGUUUAAUAAUGGAUGUUUGGGAGAGUAUUUCAUGUCGCAUUUCCUCUUUAGUAAAAUAGGAAAGUAACAAGGAAGUGUAACAAACUGUGGUUCUUUUAUUCUUCAGCAUAUACAGUAAUUGUAUCCAGUAGUGAAACUUAUGGUUUGAAAAUGACAUCUGACUGUACAUUGUAUAACAGUGAGUUGAACAAAGUCAUUUUCUGCCUGACAUGAGACACACAAGACAUCACACAGACUUUGGAGGGAACAUCAGAUUUGCAUUGGAAAUUAAAGGAUUUGUUCUAAUGCUGUCUGUUUGA
Messenger RNA from Thunnus maccoyii (southern bluefin tuna), 2499 nucleotides. RefSeq names its product YY1 transcription factor a (gene yy1a). The record is from RefSeq and is a predicted model, not a curated record. Lineage: Eukaryota; Metazoa; Chordata; Actinopteri; Scombriformes; Scombridae. The coding region runs from base 145 to 1197 and encodes 350 amino acids. Gene Ontology annotation, cellular component: PcG protein complex; transcription regulator complex. Gene Ontology annotation, molecular function: RNA polymerase II cis-regulatory region sequence-specific DNA binding; DNA-binding transcription factor activity, RNA polymerase II-specific. The transcript has 5 exons. Gene Ontology annotation, biological process: regulation of transcription by RNA polymerase II.